Chenopodium quinoa (quinoa) is the source of this 1403-nucleotide messenger RNA. RefSeq lists its product as uncharacterized. The transcript has 10 exons. The record is from RefSeq and is a predicted model, not a curated record. Bases 1 to 1149 code for a protein of 382 amino acids. Gene Ontology annotation, biological process: protein transport. NCBI's taxonomy places the organism in Eukaryota, Viridiplantae, Streptophyta, Magnoliopsida, Caryophyllales, Amaranthaceae.
AUGGACAAAAAUAGACUAUCUGUAACGGACAAUGACCGUUACAGAUCAAACGGUUCACCUUUACGUGGAAUUGAGGAGAAGUUUUCAUACGUAGUAUUGAGACGAGGAAAAAGACCGCAGCUUUUUGUGCAAUCAAAUUGUUCAAAUUGGAGAGAUCUCCAAAACGAGAAGCAAAAAAGUGUAUAUGCUAGUUCUGUUAAUGAGAAGUUGCUGUAUGAAUGUUCAAUUCUCCAAAAACGGCUUGAAGAAUCAAGUGUAAACUUCCUGGUUGAAGAGGAAGACAAAUUAGUUCUGGAUACUUCACCAUCAGAUGCUAUCGAUCUUCUUACCACGUCUGAUAAUCGAAUUGAUCUUCUUCUGGCUGAGUACAAGAUGACUUAUCGAAGCAAGAGAACAAGGGAAAUACUUGCUGCCACAGCUAAGUCACAAGAUCCAAAAUCAUCACAGUCACCAAAGACAACUGCAUCUAAGUUUCAUGAUCCACUAUCAUAUAACCUUGGUACUAGUGCUGUGAAAACUUUGGCAUCAACUCCUAUUUCUCACCAACCACUUCAGCAUCCUCAACCUGGGAAGGGAGGUUCUCAGAACCUUGGUACUAGUGCUGUGAAAACUUCGGCAGCAACUCCUAUUUCUCACCAACUACUUCAGCAUCCUCAACCUGGGAAGGGAGGUUCUAAGAAAACUUCAGCAGCAACUCCACAGUUUAAUCAAACACAUCAAAAAAGUGAUGAAACUUCCAAUGAUAUCUCGAAAAAAACUAAGUCUCUACAACCAAAGUCACUUGCCGAUUGGCCUGUAGACAUAGAUUUUGAUGAUAAGGAGGAGGUUUUGACCAUAGACGCCAAUGGUAAUACUACAUUGGUGAGUGGUAUAAUUCUGCCAAUUGACGUUUGGAGCAAUAGUGACCUCAAGUACUAUGUUGAAUUCAAUGAUCUAUGCCAACCGAUUAGGAAAGGUGGACAUAUAUUGGUUAAAUUCAUUGGUAUGAUUGCAAAGAUGGAGACUCAUUGUCCACUUGGAGAAAAAAAUUGGCAUGCAAUCGACAACCAUAUAAAAGGAAGGAUAGUUACGGAUAUGAGAGACCACUUUGUGAUUCCUAAUGGUGUGGAAUAUGACAACCAAGCUCUCAAGCGUGCCAAUAAAUUCUGAAGACAGUUCAGAUUCUCUUUGAAAAAAGAGCAUUACAAGCCAUAUGAGAAAACAGUGGAAGAGAUGUGUAAUCAGGAACCACCGCAUGGAAUAAGCAGGAACAAUUGGGUAAAGUUGGUGAAGUACUGGGAUUCAGAGAAAGCGAAAAAUUUGUCUAUAGCUGGAAAAAAGCACGAGCCUUCGUAAAUCAGCUUCACAGAUCUAGCUCUUAUAGCUUUGCAAACCAACAAGCUGAUUAUGAAGAUGAACAUGGA